Phlebotomus argentipes is the source of this 1988-nucleotide messenger RNA. It is a transcript of the gene run, whose product is annotated as segmentation protein Runt. Gene Ontology annotation, cellular component: nucleus. Gene Ontology annotation, molecular function: DNA-binding transcription factor activity, RNA polymerase II-specific; ATP binding; RNA polymerase II cis-regulatory region sequence-specific DNA binding. The record is from RefSeq and is a predicted model, not a curated record. The coding region runs from base 441 to 1763 and encodes 440 amino acids. Lineage: Eukaryota; Metazoa; Arthropoda; Insecta; Diptera; Psychodidae. The transcript has 3 exons. Gene Ontology annotation, biological process: regulation of DNA-templated transcription.
UAAUAAAUUGACCAGAGAGAAAAAGUUCUGUCAGAUCAAAAGCAGUCAUCCAGUUCGAUCUCAGACUCGGUUAGCAGCAGACCGCGCGCGCGUCAUGAAGUAAAGUGUUCUCUGUGAGAAGCCGUGAAGAGUGCAUUUUUUCCCAACAUCAGCAAACUUUUCUUUUAUUUUCGGCUGAUUUUCAGCUAAGGCACACGAAGAAGUUCUGACGCGCAAGAACCAAAUAGACGCAAUAUCUGUGCUUAUGUAAAUAUUUGGUAAACACAGAGUUAGAUUAAUUUUAAGGAUUCAGUGAACUUUGAAGAAAUCACGCAUCCUGGAAUGAAUCGGAAAUUUAAGUGACGAGAGUCAGUUACAAGGACAAUUGACAAAAGAGACACGGAACAACUUUACAAACACUGGAUAACGGAUAACGUGUAAAUUUGUGUGAUUUAUAAUCAAUGCAUCUACCCAACAAUCAGUGCCAGAGUCCACCAAUGCCUGCAACAGUGAAUGAUAUGUUCUCCAAUGUACACGAAGUGCUGCAGGAGUAUCAUGGUGAAUUAGUCCAAACUGGAUCACCAGCUGUUCUAUGUUCUGCCCUUCCAACGCACUGGCGCAGCAAUAAGAGCCUGCCGUGUGCAUUCAAAGUCGUUGCCCUCGAUGAUGUCCAAGAUGGCACAAUAGUGACCAUUAAGGCGGGCAAUGAUGAGAAUUACUUUGCCGAAUUGCGAAAUCACACGGCAGUCAUGAAGAAUCAAGUGGCGAAGUUCAAUGAUUUGCGCUUUGUCGGACGCAGCGGUCGCGGAAAAUCAUUCUCAAUCACUAUCACCAUCAGUUCUUACCCAUUGCAAAUUGCUACCUACACUAAGGCCAUCAAAGUCACUGUCGACGGACCACGAGAACCUCGGUCUAAGCAAAGCUAUGGAUAUGGUCAUCCUGGUGUUUUGAAUCCAUUCAUUCUCAAUCCAGGCUGGCUGGAUGCUGCCUAUAUGUACGCAUGGCCCGAUUAUUUUCGCCACCAGACUCAUCAUUCAGCCCUCGUAGCCAAAGGAUCCCCAACGCUACCACCUAAUGCGUCGACAGUCCUACCGCCCACGACCGUUGGAUCGGAAUUUUUGCCACUCAACACAUCGGCCGGCAAUUCGCAACCUCCCGCCUUGCCGCCGACACCGCCAAGUGGCAAUGGACUUCUGCCACCACCGACAGCUGCCUACUUACCCCAGUUUCCCUUCCCAAUGGCCCCGGAACUGCUGCCCAAGAACCCAUUCCUCCCCUAUGACUUCGCCACCCUGCGAAUAGCCCACCAGCGCACCCUCCAAGCCGGCAAUCCCAUGGCCACUCCUGCAUCUGUACCUACUGGGGAGCACGUGAGACUCUCGCCAGCCUCAUCGCGGCCCUCCUCUUCGAGUCCUCCGUCGUCCCAGGGCGCCACAGCCAAAGUCAACUCGUCUCUGGACCUCAACUCCAACCACGACCAGUCCUCCGAGGAUUCAGACGACGAGCCCAUUGACGUGGUCAAGUCUGCCUUUGUGCCCAUUCUGAAGCCGAAACAAGAGAAUGUCUCAGACGCCAACACCCGAGAUUCAUCUCCACCACGACCCAGUCCGACCACUCCACCGUCUGGGAGGUCCAAGUGCGAGCUGAAGGCUGUGUCCAGUCGAAGACAGAUUCUGCAUGAGAUCGCCCCCGCAGUAGCCGGACCUCGAUCCGCCUCGCCAGACACCACUAAAAUCAAAUCAGCCACAAUUCCAGCACAAAUAACCGUCUGGCGACCCUAUUGAGGCCCGAGCAAUUCCUUGCUCUAUCGUGAUAGUAACAUUAAGGACAGACACUCAGAAUCUUACCAACUUGGAGACCAUUCUAAUGGCAUCAAAACUGGCACAGUGAGAAUUUCAAGAGGGUUAUUGAGUAAAGUGGAAUUAGUAAAAAAAAAAUGUAUAUUGUAAAUAAAUUUAUAUCUAAGAAAAUGUUAUAUAGAAAGGAAUGAUGAAAACCAUAAAUCAGAA